This is a messenger RNA of Annulohypoxylon truncatum, 993 nucleotides long. RefSeq names its product chorismate mutase. Gene Ontology annotation, molecular function: chorismate mutase activity. The transcript has 4 exons. Gene Ontology annotation, cellular component: cytoplasm. Bases 162 to 953 code for a protein of 263 amino acids. Lineage: Eukaryota; Fungi; Ascomycota; Sordariomycetes; Xylariales; Hypoxylaceae. The record is from RefSeq and is a predicted model, not a curated record. Gene Ontology annotation, biological process: aromatic amino acid biosynthetic process; chorismate metabolic process.
CUUUUAUUCAUCCGAACCAGCUUUGCCCCUCUCUUCCAUUGGAAUCAGUGGAGCAUAUGCCCUUUGUCCCCUGGCCUAGUAAAAGCGUGACAAAACUCCAGUCUUCCUAGGACGACACGUCCUACCUAUCUAGAUUCUUUCCAAUAUAAGUUUAAACGGUCAUGGAUGCUAUCAUUGACCUCAAGGACGCCUCGAAGGCGCUAGAUUUAUCUAACAUCCGCUUCCAGCUCAUUCGGCUAGAGGACACAAUCACCUUCCACCUAAUUGAGCGAGUCCAGUUCCCCCUCAACAAGACCAUCUAUACCCCCGGCGCGAUAAAGAUCGGGCAAGAUAGCAAACUCAGUUUCGUGGAUUGGUAUCUUAAAGAGCAAGAGAAGCUGCAGUCCCUAAUCCGGCGGUACGAGGCGCCCGACGAGUACCCCUUCUUCCCCGAGGCGCUGCAGAAGCCCAUAUUAAAGCCCCUCGAAUACCCCAAGAUCCUGCACCCAAACACCGUCAACGUGAACGAGCAAAUCAAGCGGUUCUACAUCGAGAAAUUCCUACCCGCGGUGUGCCCGAACUUCGGCCGCGAGGAUAGCGGCGAGGCAGAAGAAAACUAUGGGUCUUCCGCGACUUGCGACAUCGCUUGCCUCCAGGCACUCUCUCGACGGAUACACUUCGGCAAGUUCGUAGCAGAGUCGAAGUUUCAGUCGGACCCCGAGAAGUACACCAAGAUGAUCAAGGCGGGCGACCGAAACGGAAUUGGCGAGUCUAUCACGAACGCGGCGGUUGAGAAGCAGGUUCUGGCACGACUAGGGCUGAAGGCACGGACCUACGGCACGGAUCCGUCUACGAACGACUCGGACAACACCGGUAAGAUCAAUGUGGAAGCCGUAGUGUCCAUGUACAGGGACUUCGUCAUCCCCAUAACGAAAGAGGUCGAGGUCGAAUAUCUAAUGCAGCGGCUGGGCUAAGCGGACCAUAUGGGCUAGACACGGAAAAGAUAAAAUAAAG